ACCUGAAAGAGGUGACGGCUGUGACGGCGAAGUCGACAACCUAAAAUCAUUUCUGGAAGGUAACGGUGCAUUAUAUAUCGAAGGAGCUGCAGAAAUGGACGAUAGAAGGACCAAAGAAGGCGGUAAACUGGCCGCAGGUGUCCCUGUUGAUGACACGCUACUUCCCCUCAUCGAUGAGGGCGUGGUAGCCUUCUGCAUGACUGGCGAGUUGCCUGGUGUCAACCCCCCGGAGUCUGAUACGCUUCCACUCACGAUGAUCGGUGGUGGGUGAUGGUGAUGGCGGUAAGGCGGCGGAGGCGCCUGCCGCGCGAACAGGUCAUUGAUCACUGUCCCCAACGCCAAACGCAGCCGCACACCAUUAGGCAGUGUGUG
Messenger RNA from Serpula lacrymans var. lacrymans S7.9, 372 nucleotides. RefSeq lists its product as uncharacterized. The transcript has a single exon. The record is from RefSeq and is a predicted model, not a curated record. Lineage: Eukaryota; Fungi; Basidiomycota; Agaricomycetes; Boletales; Serpulaceae. Bases 95 to 271 code for a protein of 58 amino acids.